AUGGCUUCAUCAGACAUAGCUGCUACUUUGUUAGAUGGUGGUCGAACAGCACAUUCUGCUUUUAAGUUACCACUAGAUGUCCAUAAAAAUCCAAAUGCUAUGUGUAACAUUAAGAAAAGGAGUGGAAUGGCUACAGUGUUACAAAAGAGUUUAAUCAUAAUUUGGGAUGAGUGUACCAUGGCUCAUAAACAUUCACUCGAAGCAUUAAAUAGAACUUUGCAGGAUUUAAACAGUAAUGACAGACUUUUUGGUGGAGCUAUUCUACUAGUAUCUGGUGAUUUUUGGCAGACAUUGCCAGUGAUUCCACGCUCUACUUUUGCUGAUGAAAUCAAUGCAUGUUUAUAA
Messenger RNA from Eupeodes corollae, 345 nucleotides. Its product is annotated as ATP-dependent DNA helicase pif1-like. Gene Ontology annotation, molecular function: DNA helicase activity. The coding region runs from base 1 to 345 and encodes 114 amino acids. NCBI's taxonomy places the organism in Eukaryota, Metazoa, Arthropoda, Insecta, Diptera, Syrphidae. The record is from RefSeq and is a predicted model, not a curated record. Gene Ontology annotation, biological process: DNA repair; telomere maintenance. The transcript has a single exon.